AUGUUCCGGCCACACUACGUGCACCAGCUCACGCACAUGCUCCUGCCCAGCAGAGACGUGGAUCGCACGUCCCACGUUUUCAUCCAGCUUCAGCUGUGCGUUCAGUCUCCUCCGAGGCAGUGCAUCGAUCUACACUUCGAGGAGAACUAUUCAAUCGAAUCUUCUUGGGAAUGUAAAUUUGACAACAUCGAGGUUCGGGAUGGACCAUUCGGCUUCUCCCCGAUGCUUGGUCGGUACUGCGGGCAGCAAAGCCCGCCGGACAUUAGGAGCAGCGGCCGAUAUCUGUGGAUAAAAUUUGUAACUGAUGGAGAACUGGAAGGGGUGGGAUUUUCAGCCAGUUACAACUUCACAGCAGAUCCAGACUUCGCAGACUUGGGAGUCCCCCCACCUCUGCCCUCCUGUCAGUAUGACAUGGUUGGUCCUGAAGGCAUUGUUGAGUCUCAUCAGAUCACCCGAGACGGGAAGGCCGGUGCCGCCGAGGCCGUCGAUUGUAAAUGGUACAUCCGGGCUCCGCCUCGUUCCAAGAUCUACCUACGUUUUCUGGACUACGAGAUGGCAAACUCCAACGAAUGCAAGCGCAACUUUGUAGCGGUGUACGAUGGUGGAAGUUCGGUGGAAGAUCUGAAGAGCAAGUUCUGCUCCACGGUGGCCAACGACAUCAUGCUGGUCUCCACUCUGGGAGUCAUCCGCAUGUGGGCCGACGAACUCAGCCGCAGGAGUCGCUUUCGCAUCCUUUUCACCACCUAUCAAGAGCCGCCGUGUGACGCCGAUGCCUUCUUUUGUCACAGUAACAUGUGCAUAAACUACACGCUGGUGUGUAAUGGCCUGCAGAACUGUGUCUACCCCUGGGAUGAGAACCAGUGUAAAGAGAAAACCAACACCAAAUUUCUGGACAACCUGAACUCUACAAACGGAGCCAUAAUUGGUGUCACCUGCUGCAUUGUCUUCAUCCUCCUCAUCAUCUCAGUGAUUGUCCAGAUAAAACAGCCGCGUAAGAAGUACAUCUUGCGGCGUGAAGACUUUGACCCCACCAUGUUUCAGGAGGUCUUUGAGCCCCCUCACUACGAGCUGUGCACGUUACGGAGUGCCGCCGCACCUACGGCAGCUUCGGCUGAUUUAGUCGACUUGGCAGAAGACUUUGAGAACUACCACGCCCUUCGCAGGGCGUCUUCUCGCUGCAUCCAUGAUCACCACUGUGGCUCCUCCUCCAACCCCGGCUCCUCACACAUAUCCCAGCUGUCACUCAGUGGACGGGGCAGCCGUAGCAACUUGAGCGCCCGGGACACCGGAGCCGCCACGCUGCUCGCCGACCUCCCACAGCCGCCUAUGUCGGUGCGCCCCCUGCUGCCGACCACAGGAAACCGCAGGAGCAUCUUAGUCAUGAAGCACAGCUACUCGCAAGAGGCGGCGGACAAUGGAUGUGACCUCGACGAUGACCUGGAAGAAGUUCCCACCACCAGCCACCGACUGUCACGGCAUGAAAAGGCGGUACAGCGACGUCUUGAGAAUAAUGCUAUCCUGGAUCAGUGCGAGCGGAGCGGAGAUGAUGCUGCAGUCGAGGGGACACUUUGA
Messenger RNA from Nematolebias whitei (Rio pearlfish), 1572 nucleotides. RefSeq names its product neuropilin (NRP) and tolloid (TLL)-like 1, like (gene neto1l). Bases 1 to 1572 code for a protein of 523 amino acids. Lineage: Eukaryota; Metazoa; Chordata; Actinopteri; Cyprinodontiformes; Rivulidae. The transcript is spliced from 9 exons. The record is from RefSeq and is a predicted model, not a curated record. Gene Ontology annotation, molecular function: protein binding.